Molecule: messenger RNA, 1209 nt
Organism: Toxotes jaculatrix (banded archerfish)
Lineage: Eukaryota; Metazoa; Chordata; Actinopteri; Toxotidae
Product: guanine nucleotide-binding protein G(o) subunit alpha-like
Exons: 10
Coding region: 55-1209 (384 amino acids)
Biological process (GO): adenylate cyclase-modulating G protein-coupled receptor signaling pathway
Cellular component (GO): heterotrimeric G-protein complex
Molecular function (GO): guanyl nucleotide binding; GTPase activity; G protein-coupled receptor binding
Source: RefSeq, a predicted model, not a curated record
GUUAGCAGUUUGGGCUGUGAACCAAACAACACACCGGCGUGCAGAGAGAAAGCGAUGAUGUUUUGUUGUCUCAGUAUCCUGCCAGUCCCACUGCAGGUAGUACGUUCACUAAAAUGGAUCUGCAUGGGAAUGUGCCUUCACCAGGACAUUACAGAGGAGGAUAAAAAGGCAAAAGUCCGAAGCUCUAAAAUAGAACAAGACCUCUGUGAACAUGCCAGAACUGAGAUGAAUGUGGUAAAAAUCCUUAUGCUUGGAGCUGCAGAGAGUGGAAAAAGUACUCUGAUCAAACAGAUCAAGAUAAUUCACAGUCAUGGCUUCUCUAAGCAGGAGCUCAUCAGCUUUAAGCCUGCAGUACUAGACAACCUCCUGACCUCUAUGAAGUUUGUUCUUCGAGGAAUGGGGAUGCUGAGGAUAAACCUUGCCAAUAAGAAGAACAAGAUGCACGCUCGCUCCAUCCUGUCCUGCAGCCAGUGUUUGGGAGACGACCAGGAGCUGCUUCCUUUUGUGGCUCAGUCUUUCUGUGCGCUUUGGGCCGACCAAGGGGUGCGAGCAGCUGCAGCCAGAGGUUACGAGUUUGAGCUGAAUGACUCUGCACUCUAUUUCUUUGAGAACAUGACUCGAAUCAUCGCUCCCAACUAUGUUCCCACUGAGACAGAUGUUCUGAGAGUGAGAGUGAGGACCUGUGGAAUCAUUGAGACGCAGUUUCAAGUUAAUGAAACAAUCUUUCGGUUGUAUGAUGUCGGGGGCCAGCGCAGUGAGAGGAGGAAGUGGCUCAGUUGCUUUGACAGUAUUCAGGUUGUACUGUUUGUGGUGGCCCUCAGCAGCUAUGAUAUGACACUGAUGGAGGAUCCCUCAAUGAAUCGGAUCCAGGAAAGUCUAAAACUUUUUACAUCAAUCUGCACCAACACAGUCUUUAACAGCACCUCACUGAUCCUGUUCAUGAACAAAACUGACCUUUUUCGGGAGAAGAUCCUUCAUUCUGGAAGACAUUUGAGAUUUUACCUAUCUAGUUAUACAGGAGCAGAUGGUGAUGUGGAUGCUGCAGCCCACCACAUCACGGCCAUGUUUUCAGCAUGUAACAGCAGUCCUGGCAAACUCGUGUACCACCACUUCACCACGGCCACAGAUACCACCAACAUACAGGUGGUCUUCCACAUGGUCAUAGAUCAGAUUAUCAAGCAGAACCUAGCAGCUGUCCAGCUCCUGUAA